Messenger RNA from Penicillium bovifimosum, 1644 nucleotides. RefSeq lists its product as uncharacterized. The coding region runs from base 1 to 1644 and encodes 547 amino acids. The transcript has a single exon. Lineage: Eukaryota; Fungi; Ascomycota; Eurotiomycetes; Eurotiales; Aspergillaceae. The record is from RefSeq and is a predicted model, not a curated record. Gene Ontology annotation, cellular component: nucleus; cytoplasm. Gene Ontology annotation, molecular function: protein binding.
AUGAGUACCACUUCAAACUCAGACAACGAGGACCGGAACGAGAAUGACAUGAUUCGCUUCCGUCGCAAGCAAGAAACCCAACUUCUCCGCGCCAUACGCAAAAACAACAUCGAAAAGGUCACCACACUCCUCACAAAUGGAGUUUCCCCCGAUGGCUUGUCAAAAAGACCGCCAUUGAAACUCGCUGUCCAGCUAGGCAGGAUCGAAAUCAUGAAACUCCUCUUCCAGCAUAACGUCCAAUCGCCAGCUCUGCUCGGACCUGAUGAGGGGGAUGAUGACGAGUUGCUCACCGCAGCCUACAAGGGGAAUUUGAAGGUUCUGAAGAUGCUAAUAGAGUACCGAAACCAACGUGGCUACAGGGGUCAUGCAGCUAGUUAUGAUGAUGACGAGCCAAUCCAUUGUGCCGCCGCUGGGGAGCACGUAGAAUGUGUACAGUUGUUAGUCGAGACGGGUGCGAAGAUUGAUGCGGAAAAUGCGAGCUGGAUGACGCCGUUGCAUUGUGCUGCUGGUCAGGUCAAUGGGGUGGCUAUGGUGAGGUUUUUGGUGGCGUCGGGGGCAGAUGUUAACGCUCUGACUGAGAUGGGUGAGACGGCCAUAUUCAUCGCUGCUUCGAAGGGAAAUGCUGCCGUCGUUAAAGAGCUAUUGAGAUCGUCGCCUGAUUUGAGUCUACGAGAUCAUUAUGGAGAAACGGUUCUACAUGUGGCUGCGUACCAUAGUCCUUUACAAACUGUCCAGAUGCUGGUCGAGGCCGGUGCUGACAUCCACACCCGGUCUACCAAAGAGGCCUCAGCUUCCGGUCCGCAUCAGAUGCUCAUAGAGGCCCAGCCAGAAAAUCUCGCCCGGCCCGAGGAGAAGAAAAUCUCUCUUCUCCAUCUAGCAGCUGAAGCAGGCAGAAUCGACACAUUCAUCUGGGUGCUAGAGAACAGCACUCUCACCCUUAACGAUGUUGAUGCCCAUAACUGCACCCCAUUACACUAUGCUACGCGCAGCAAUCGAUCCGAGAUGGUCAAGUUCCUCCUAGAGCACGGGGCAAACAUAUCCGCGUCAAUACCAGGAAACCAUACACCCCUCCACCUUGCAGCUGCCUAUUACUACCCCGAAUGGCCCCUACCCACCGACAACGGACAAGACGAUCCCAGUAUAGUCUCCCAGCUCAUCCACGCCGGCGCCGACGUCAGCGCCCCAGCAGACGCCCGGGUUCUGCAUUGUAUGUGGCCGUACCGAGAGCAUAUCCGCGAAGAUCUGUACAACAUCUCAGAGGAAGACUCUGGCCGAUCUGGCAUCGUCUACCCGCUCCACUGCGCCGUAUACAGUGGUGCCAUCCAAAAGGUAAAAGCCGUUUUAGCAGCAGGGGCGGAUAUCCACGCCCGAACCACUGAGGGAAAGACCGCACUGCAUCUGGCUGCGGGGAAGUUCUUCCGGAACAUGAUCCGCCUCUUGAUCCAGAACGGGGCGGAUCCUGGACUAACGGAUAACGGGGGGUACACUAUGGUUCGUGACCUGGCAUUGGCGGGACGUUGUGAGCCGGGGAGUGCCAGGGAAUUUCUGUUUGCUGAGAAUCUAUACGAGUCUUCGAUGGAAGUGGAGUUGGAUGUUCCUGAUGAUAGCCCGGUGUGGUUUAACAAUGACGACUGGGCUGAAUAA